CAGAGUCCAGAGCAGUUAAGGCUCAAACCUCUGCUUCACUGCAGUCGGACUGGAGGAUCCUCUGGGCUGAGCUGAUGCUAAAGGCUUUUUACAACCAGGAGGCGGAUCUGUGUUUUGUCUCCAUCCAUGGGUGACUGGUCUUACCUGUCCUCUCUGCUGGAUAAAGUCCAGUCCCACUCUACGGUGGUGGGUAAGAUCUGGAUGAGCGUCCUGCUGCUGUUCCGGAUCUUCGUCCUGGGCGCCGCUGCGGACAAAGUGUGGGGAGAUGAAACGUCUGAGUUCUACUGCGACAGCUUGGAGCCUGGAUGUCAACACGCCUGCUACAACUGGAUGUUCCCCAUGUCGUACGUUCAUUACUGGGUCUUUCAAAUCACCUUUGUGUCGACGCCGACGCUGCUCUACCUGGGCCACGCCGUCCACGUGCUCCAUAAGGAGAAGAGGGCCACGGAGCGUGUGCAGAACGCAGACCUGAAACCGCCCACGUACAGCGACGGCAGGGGGAAGCUGAGGAUCAAAGGCGUGCUCUUCUGCACAUACAUGACCCAGCUGGUCUGCAAGAUCAUCCUGGAGGUUGCGUUCUGCGUGGGCCAGUUGUACGUCUUCGGCCCCAUCUUCGUGGUGUCCAUCUUCCACUGUACCGUGUCUCCGCCUUGCGCUCGCUUCAGCGGCGCUCAGUGUUACGUGUCCCGUCCCACAGAGAAGACGGUCUUUAUUCUUUUCAUGCUUGUAGUUUCCGGGGUUUCAGUCCUUCUGAACAUCACUGAGAUCAUCUACCUCAUAUGUAGAAGGAGGAGAGACGGCAGGAAGAAGCUCCUGUCACAGCAGCAUGUGUUGAGCUCCCAGACCCCCCCCUCUGACCCCGCAUGGAGGACUAGGACCCCCCAGUAUGGACACAUACCCCUGUCAGCCCUGCCCAAAACCAGCCCCACAGCCCCCAGCACACUCUCAAAAGUAGAGGUACCAGCUUGUACUUAAAAGGGUACCAAUGCUUGUCGCUGGGGGUGUACUUUGUUGACCCUUUGGAAAUGGUCCAUUUUUGUACCUUAAGUACUUUACAUAGAAAGAAAACUCUUGUUUAGUUGAUAAUGCUGUGAUGCUUAAAGUUUGAACCGGUGGACUAAUUGAGAAAAAAAAAAACCCCCAAAAAAACUACAUAGGCAAGCUACGACAUCAAGACAUGGAGGUGUGAAUGAAAA
Messenger RNA from Sphaeramia orbicularis (orbiculate cardinalfish), 1196 nucleotides. Its product is annotated as gap junction Cx32.2 protein-like. The transcript has 2 exons. The record is from RefSeq and is a predicted model, not a curated record. Lineage: Eukaryota; Metazoa; Chordata; Actinopteri; Kurtiformes; Apogonidae. Gene Ontology annotation, molecular function: gap junction channel activity. Bases 127 to 975 code for a protein of 282 amino acids. Gene Ontology annotation, cellular component: connexin complex. Gene Ontology annotation, biological process: cell-cell signaling.